GCCUUUAAAAGAUCGAUAUUCCUUCUUUUAUAUACGCUCCUUAUAUCUACAUAUAUACAUACCCGCGCUGCAGAUCGAAGGAUUCGUGUGGCAUUUAAUUUUACCACCGAAUAAGCAGCCAUAACGUGAGCGAGGAAUUGAGGUCCCCGAAUGAACAUUGAACAGUCGCGUCGGCAGCCGGUCGGGAGGAUGAGAAAGGUGAAGUCAGAGAGGUGCGAUUUCCGUCAGCUUGGUGUAUAAUCUCCGUCGAUUUUUCCCGUUCCGACGAAUCCCGGGGAAGCGGUGCGCGCACGGCAUGAACGCGCCGCGGACGAUCCAGCGGCUUCGCCCGAGCUGCUCGUUGUGGUAAAGCUCCCCUCACGCACCGCGCUCCGUUCGAGGUGCGAGAAGCGAUGACGCGACGGCGAUGAUCUUUCGCCGAUCGUCCCGGGGUGUUUAAUUGGUUCGCGUAAAGUUUGAACCGGAGGACCGAAUUUCGCGGAGAGACCGCCGGCUUCUCGCGCGAAGGAUGCCUCUGGCGUGCCGCAUGUUCUCGAACGUUCAGUGAGUUGAUAUAACAACCUCGGAACGACGAUUUCGCACGCGCCGCCGAUGUUCCAGUCGCACGUCCCCUCAGGAUGGUUUUGAGUCGCAACGACAAGCGAAAGAGGAAGGAGGGAGACCUGGUGGAUCUCAUGGAGCCACUCUCGGAAUCUCCGAAAAGGACCAAAGUUCACGCACAGAGAAAGUUUGCGCAGGGUGCGACCACGGUGUUCAAUACGUCGCCUACGCCCGUGAAGGACAAGGAGAAGGCCAAACCUGCCACGAUCACAGAAUUAAUAACGCACAAACGUCCAAACACGGAGGAUUUUUUAACAUUUUUAUGCUUCAGAGGAACAUCUAUUUUGCCGCCGAGUUUAAAUUUUUUCAAUAUCGACACUAAGAAAGAGAAACCAGCAUCCAAGCCAGCUCGAACUUCUAUAGAGAAAACAUUGCCCCCAAUCAAUACUGUCGUAGAGAUCCAGAAGCCAGAGAAUACAUGCCAGAAAAAUGUGACGAAAGUAAAGCCUGUUGUUGCGAGUAAGAAGAAAGAGACUGGUACGUUACACAAGAGCAUUACCAAGCUUAAAACGGCUACGUCUACGGUUCAAGCGCUCAAAAAGAAGUACCAGGAGCAACGGCUGGCCAAGCAAAGGAUCAAAAAUAAAUUCAAAACCACUUGCGUUAUGAGGACGAGGUCGUGUACGGAGAGAGCUAUGUUGAAGGCCGGUCUUCAGUUGGCGCCGCGAAAGUCCUUCUUGCCUAGAAUCAAGACGAAGCGACACGGCCUGAGAAGCGGCGUGCUGCCGGACAAGGCCAGUAAGACGGAUAAACCACCGCUCCCGAGGGCGAAAGUCGCGUUACCGAAACCAAAGAAGAGAGCCAACGUAAAGUCGAAAAGUAGCGAUAUAUCAAAUACAGACGCGUCGUCCGCCGAGGACAACGAGGAUGUCGAGGACGACAGGGCGGAGGAGUCGCAUGUGGAGAAAUCGACGUCGCAGAUAAAGCGCAACGUACAGAGGGGCAUCCAGAAGAAGGUCUGCACCCGAAGCAAGUCGGAGAUGAGGAGAGUCACGAGAUCGACCAGUGGCACGGUCUCGUCGCAGGGCCUCUCCAGGCGGCCCACCAGAAAGACGAAGGAAGCGGCCGCCGUGUACAUGGAGAUUCUCGGCAGGAAAUUGGUCAGCCCGGAUUUGGACAACGACGAUAACAUUUCGAUCGAGAGCUUCCCCGAACUGCCGAACGCUCGUAGAAUGGCGCAAACGGAGAACGAGCUUAAAGCCAAGGCGAAGCAGAGUAGCGCCAAGCCUGUUGCCAAGACUAAGGAUUCGAAAGUCGGCUCGUUCAACGGCAGCGUUAGCAAGCGAUUGGACAAGAGCAAAAAUAACAAGCUGAUUUUAAAGAGCAAACGUCUGCUGAGGGUGCAGAGGUACUGCGAGGAGGAGAGCGACGAGGAAUCGGAGAGCUCGGUAGAAACGAACAACACGAGACCGAUCACCAGACAGAGUCUCGGAAAGAAUGACAAACAGCCGAUCAGCAGGAGCCUCAGGUCGUCCUCCAAAAAUCCAGCUGUACAAACGGAAACGCCGUGCAACGCGAGUGGCAAACCACCGAAGGCCCAGAUUCCGAGUUCCGCGAAAUCAACUAGGGAGAAAUUCAUGAUGAAACGUAAACGCGAGCAAAAUAUAACUAAUAAAGCGUCGUCGGAUAACAAGACCAAGCAGAAGAGCCUUAAGAGUAAUCAAAACGAGAAGGCGGAGUCGGAGGAAGAGACGUUGGGAAUGCUGCUCAGUAAGAUAAAGAAGAAGAAAGACGACGGGCAGGAGGAGGAGGUGGAGGGGCAGAUCCCUGUCAAUGCCAGUAAUACGAAAGACGGAAUGGUAACUCGCGGCAGCGCGCAAAACGCGAAGGCGGAUCUGUCGAAGAUCGGGUCGGACGACGAAGAAUUUCGCGGGUUCACCAAGAAGGCGAUAUCGAAAGUUUUGAAUUCGUGUCAGACGCAUGCCAAUGUUAAUUUGCUAGUCACCGAGCCCGAAAGUGGAAAGUUGAAUUUGCCGAAGACCCCGGAAGACUCAUCGAAAACGGCGGAUCAGAGCGACGCCACUCUACGGGAAAUCAAAGUGGAAACGUCCCCGGUGAAAGCCGAUUCGCCGGUUGCGAAUUCGCUGAACGACGAAUGCAGCGUGUCUGUGCAGGAUAAGAAACCGGCGUUGGAUUUGCUCGUCAAGACGCAAAGCUCGGUGGAACAGACGAUGAGCAAGAAGACGUGCAAUCACGAGAAUAACGAGGUGUCGAAUCUCAUGCCGCUGUCUACUCUGCACACGAGGAAGGAACGCGUGAACAUGUCGACCGAGCAGAUAGAGAAGUGGUUGAACGAAAGCUCGUUCGCCAAGGAGGAGAGCAAGCUGGAGAUGGAGAACGUCUCCAGCUUCAGAUACGAUUCGACGGAGAAGCUGAAGACGGACGUCUCGCAUCUGUCCAUUUCGACGAAGAUCCAACAUUUGGUGCGUCCGGUCAACGUCACGCUUUCGAAAUUAUCGGACAAGAUGAAUCUGAAGCUCCGGGGGCUACCCAGCAGAAACGUGAUACCGGUCACGCCCGAAGCGCACAAUACCGAAGUGAAGCGGCAGAGUGCGAGCGUCGACAAGAGUAAGAUCGCUACCGAGGCGAGGGAGACUGUCAAGAUUAAAACUGAGAGGACGAACAGGGAUACCUCGCUUACCGAGGACACCAGCGACACCGUGUCCAAAUCGGAUCAGAACUCGGUGGACGGUUCGGAGAAGAAGUCGCCGUCGGAGAAGAAGAUAUUUCAGCCGCGGAAGCCGUUUUUGCCCAAGGUCAAGGAGCGUAAGAGCGUGGUGCCCAACGCGAACGCGUUUUCGCCGGAGAACGAGAGCAGCGUUUACGCGUUUGAGAGCGAGGCCGAGGCUCCGGUUAGCACGCCUUUCCGGAGGAAGACGGUCAGGUCGGAUAACGCGAAACGUUCGACCGCAACGUCUACAGCGGCUGCAACCGAAACCAAAGCUGAGGCUAAUAAAUCGAGUUCGAAGGAGUCCGAGCCGUUGGAUAGCAAGGAAAAAUCGUCGGACGAUCCCGCGACGCCUGUGAAGGAGCAGCAAGAGACGACGCAAGGACCGGUGAACGUGGCGAACGCAGCUCCGGGCGUGAGCAAGUUCGAGCUGCCCAAGAACUUCGCGAACCUGACCAGUGUCCAGGUGCUGCCGCUCGACAAGCUCACGACGAGCUGGAGCAACGUAAAUUGCAGCGCCUCCAUAGCGGUGCAGGUGAAUCUCGACGAGACCGCGACCGCGCAGGAGCGGGAGAGCAACAGCGCGAGCGAGCAGAGGAGCACCGAGAUAUCCACGCAGACCGAGGCGAGCAACGAGAACGACGACGACAACAACGACGGGCAGCUGUUUUACAUUCCGCUGCAAUCCGUCACGAGGAGCGGCUCGAAUCUGGUGCAGGGCGUGGCGUUUAAACUCGACACGGAGGGUCCCAAUCAACGAUUGUUCCUUCACGCCAAGUUGGUCCCUUUAACCAAGCCACCGCUGUCCGUGGCACGGUGUCCGCCGAUAGGCACGGUACAACCGACGACGCGUACCCCGCCCAAUCCUACGGCGAACCUCACGGUGGAACAGCAGGUGCCGUCGACGUCGACGACCGCGACUGUGUCGACCACGGUAGCGAGUAAAUCGAGCGCGGAGACGCAGCCGACGUCGCUGGUGAAAAAUCACGAAGUCUCGGCGCCAAGUCCGACUCGUCAAAAUGCCAGUUCAACGAGCGCAAUUAGCAGUUUGGAGAAACUCACAAAGUCACCGAAGUCAUCGAGGGAAAGAAAAGCCUCUGUAGACUCGACAAAAUGCGGGAAGAGGGCGCAAAUGAAGUGCAAACAAAAGGGAUCGGAGCUAAGCUCUUCAAGCACGACGUCUUUAGGCGCGAAAGAAGCUCGCGUAGUCGAGGCGCCAACGUUUUAUCCGUCGGAGAAAGAUUUCCAGGAUCCGUUGGAGUAUAUAGAUAAAAUAAGGCCAGUCGCGGAAAAAUUUGGAAUAUGCAGAGUGGUGCCUCCACCAAAUUUCAAGCCAGAAUGCAAGGUGUCCGAUGACAUGAGAUUUACCGCUUACAAUCAAUACGUACAUCGCAUGCUCCACAGGUGGGGACCUAAUGUAAAAGAAAUGAUGGCUAUCAAGAAAUAUUUAGCUACUCAGAGCAUUACUUUGACUCAACCUCCAUGGAUUGGCGGGAUGGAGGUAGAUUUACCUCAUUUAUAUCAAACGGUUCAAAGCUUGGGUGGAUUGAAAGAAGUUAUUGAAAAGAAGAAGUGGCAAAAAGUAGCGGAUGGCAUGAAGAUACCGAGAUCGGCACAGGAUCGCGUUACUAAACUAGAUGAUAUUUAUUGUAAAUAUUUACUGCCAUACGACACAUUGUCCCCAGAGGAACGUGGGAAACUGUUUGACGAGGUUGAAGCUGAAUGGAUGAGAAAAGAAAGCAACGCCUUGCAAAGAGAAGAAGCGUCACCCAAUGAUAAUGAUGACGAAGAAGAUGAGGAUAGUUCUGAUGAAAUUGAAGAAUGCAUUGUGAAAGGAAGAAACAUGCCACUGAAUGCUUUUUACCGAAUUGCUCGUAAUACGCAACGCAUGUGGUUCGGCGAUCAACGAGGAAAUGAAACCGAGGGUGCAUUGGCGGAUGAGGUGGAGAGUGCAUUCUGGAAACAUGUUGCCGAGAGAAAACGUCACGUCUGCGUACAUGCGGCAAGCAUUGAUUCGAGCGGUCGUGGAUUUGGAUUUUCCGUUGCGAAAAACAGCCCGUUCGCUAGACAUCCUUGGAAUCUUAAAGUUCUCACUAACAAUGCUGGAUCAGUAUUGAGAGCUUUGGGUCCGCUAAUGGGUGUGACCGUACCGACGUUGCAUGUGGGUAUGUUAUUUAGCGCUUGUUGCUGGUAUCGCGAUCCGCACGGUCUACCAUGGAUAGAGUAUCUACAUACAGGUGCCAAAAAGAUUUGGUAUGGGAUACCUGACGAGCAUAAUAACAAUUUCCGCGAAGCGCUCUCUAAAAUGGUACCACGGUAUUGCAAAAAUAAGACUAUAUGGUUACCUUCCGACACUGCCAUGGUUCCGCCGGAACUGUUAGUGAGCAACGGCGUACCGUUAUGCCAGAUCGUGCAAGAGCCGAGACAGUUUAUAAUAGUAUUUCCAAAAGCGUUCACGUCGAGCAUAUGUACCGGUUACGUCGUAUCCGAGAGCGUAUAUUUCGCACAACCAUCCUGGCUGGAAACCGCGGAACAAGUAUUUAAGGAUAUACAAGACAGUUGCGAACCUUCUAUCUUUUCAUUCGAGAGAUUGUUAUUUAAUAUUAUUAAUGACACGAGAUCUCACGUAGACAUAUUGAGACAGAUAUUGCCGAGUGUAAUAAAGAUCCGCGAGAAGGAAUUGGAUUAUCGUAAACAGCUCGAAAGUGUGGGCCUUACCAAUAGAGAAAGAUUGCCUCUACCGGACAGUGGAAAAGGGAAGAAAGGGAAAAAGGUGACGGAGGAUGAUGGCGACUUUGAAUGUGAGACGUGCAGAUACAAUUUGUUCGUGUCCUUGGUGAACAAUUCGCAAGACGACAGCGUUUACUGUUUGCCACAUGCCUUGCAUUUAAUCAAUUCUAAGAAGCAGGUCCUGAAACAUUGUACUCUCAUGUACACGUACGACGAAGACGAAUUAGAUGAAUUGAUUCACAAACUGGAAUACAGAAUCGAAGAAUCUAAAAAAACCAAAUCUAAGAAAACUAAUCAAAUAAAAACAAAAUUAUAAAUAAAUCUGUUAUUUUAUUUAUAAAAAGAUAAAAGUGAUUGUUAUUUAUUAAUCAAUAUUAGAAUAAGCAUUGCGUAACUAGGAAAUCCGAUCGCAUUGUGUCUCGCUUAUUACAAUAGGAACUGAUUUAUAAAUUAUUUAACGCAUAAAAUAGGAUGAAGAUGAUUAUGGAUUAUAGCAAGUAAGUUUUACGUAUGAUUUGGUUCUGAACUCUUUCAAAACGGUUGUGAUGUAUAAAAUAUGUCAAAUUAGGUGAUUUCGCGAUACUUGUCUUUAGAGAGUUAAACAAUAAAAAUAUUCGUAUAUUCUA
Molecule: messenger RNA, 6624 nt
Organism: Wasmannia auropunctata (little fire ant)
Lineage: Eukaryota; Metazoa; Arthropoda; Insecta; Hymenoptera; Formicidae
Gene: Jarid2
Product: protein Jumonji
Exons: 12
Coding region: 618-6314 (1898 amino acids)
Biological process (GO): chromatin remodeling
Cellular component (GO): nucleus
Molecular function (GO): histone demethylase activity; DNA binding
Source: RefSeq, a predicted model, not a curated record